AUGGAUUCAUCGCUGCGUAUCGUCGCUUUGUUGCCCGGCGUGGACACUGCAAGAACUUGUUCUCAGACNGCUCAACAGCUCAUGGACCAGCUCCCAGUUGCUCGUCUCACACCUGGCCGAGCGUUCCUCAACACUGGAGUUGACUACGCCGGACCAGUGUCUCUCCGCUCGUGGAAGGGGCGUGGUCAUAAGUCGUACAAGGGAUGGCUCGCGAUCUUCGUCUGCAUGACCACGUCCGCAGUCCAUAUUGAGGUUGUCUCAGAUUACGCAGCCGAUGGAUUCAUCGCUGCGUAUCGUCGCUUUGUUGCCCGGCGUGGACACUGCAAGAACUUGUUCUCAGACUGCGGAACGAACUUCUUGGGAGCCGACAAGGAACUGAAGAAGCUCUUCUCAAUGGCGUCUAAGGAAUCGAACAAACUAGCCCAACUCUUGCUCAGCGAUGGAACCAGAUGGUCUUUUAACCCUCCAGGUGCACCGCACUUUGGAGGCAAAUGGGAAGCCGCGGUAAAGUCGGUGAAGUUCCAUCUCAAACGAACGAUCGGCGAUGCUCUAUUGAACUACGAGGAACUCACUACUUUACUCGCGCAGAUCGAAGCCGUGCUCAAUUCGCGACCGCUGGAACCGCUAUCACACGAUCCUGAUGAAGUCAGCGCGCUCACACCAGGUCAUUUCCUGAUUGGCCAGGCCUUGACCUCCGUUCCUGACCCUUCGCUGGAGCAUUUGAACGUCGAUCGCCUAUCUCGUUGGCAGCUUAUUCAGCAGAAGGUUCAGUACUUCUGGAAGCAGUGGUCCACUGGCUACCUUCAACAUCUACAGUCCAUCUCGAAGUGGCACCACCCAUCUCACAACAUUAGGAUUGGUUCCAUAGUCCUUCUCACCGACGAGAGGUUUCCACCAACGAAAUGGCCUCUCGCUCGAGUCAUCGCUCUCCACCCUGGUAGAGAUGGACUCGCCAGGGUGGUCACCAUUAAGACGUCCAGUUCUACUCUGCAACGGCCCAUCUCGAAGCUCGCUCUACUGCCAGUCUCGACCAGCGACACUUAA
Diachasma alloeum is the source of this 1044-nucleotide messenger RNA. RefSeq lists its product as uncharacterized. The transcript has a single exon. The coding region runs from base 1 to 1044 and encodes 347 amino acids. Gene Ontology annotation, biological process: DNA integration. The record is from RefSeq and is a predicted model, not a curated record. Lineage: Eukaryota; Metazoa; Arthropoda; Insecta; Hymenoptera; Braconidae. Gene Ontology annotation, molecular function: nucleic acid binding.